AUGGCUGCGGGUACCGAUGCAGCAGGCCCUUGGCAGCUAACACGAGACGAGAGCAUCGCACUCAUCUCUGCAAGCCGUGUCGCCGAGCUCGUUGCAGCGACAGCGACGAUGAGCCUGGUGAAGAGGUCGAGCUGCAGGCUCGCAGAAGGUGGCCUCGUGCUCGUUCCCCUGCUGCUGGGUCUCAGCAUCCCGGCGGCGAGGGAGGCAGCUGUAGGAUCCACGGAGAGACGGGAGGAAAACUCUCUGGAUGUUUCCCUGGACUUGUUCUCCAUGGACUGCUUGCAUGGACAUGUGAACGUCAUUUGUUUUGCAGAUGCCGGGAGCAACUGCUUUGAUGCGACCAUCUCCACAUGGAUUGCACCUGUGCAGAGAAAGAACUAUCAGAAGCGCUUUGCACCGUCCAGACCAAUGGUGGAGCAGGCGAAGCACUGGCUGGAGCUUCGCCUCACGGAGGACCGCUUCCAGGCUAAGCUCCGCCUCGUGGACCACGCUGCCUUGGAGGGACGGCCAGUAAAGGAGAACUGGCCGUCCCUGUCUCUGACUCAGUGGGAGGAUGUCCUGGAUGCUCUCCGUGCUCCCUUCGCGGCAGCAGGCGUUCCGCUCCGGCCUCGCUUCGGCUCCUGGCAGUCUUCCUCUUCCACCGCUGUGCCGAUGGACGAUGCUGCUGGAGAUGAGAAACAUUCUCCGUUCACUCCCUCCCCGAAGAAGAAGAUGACGGAAACGUCCCUCGGCUACUUGAAGACGCACGAUGGCAAGCACCGGGGAGUCUUCCAGAUCUACAAGGCUGCCGGCUGCCUUUCGACUGAUGUGGCAAGCGCCGAUGUGGAUGGUUACACCACAUUCUUUAGGGUCGAGGAGUGGUGGAAAGUGUUCCAGCGAGGAACAGCCUUUCACAACUGGUACGCCAAGUUGAGCCUGGGCAGACAUUCUUCAUAUGCAUGA
Messenger RNA from Symbiodinium necroappetens, 942 nucleotides. The record is from the annotation of a GenBank genome assembly. NCBI's taxonomy places the organism in Eukaryota, Dinophyceae, Suessiales, Symbiodiniaceae.